AAACGUAAUACACAAAAGAAUGAAAAUCAGGAAGUAAAUAAUUCAAGAAAGACAGACGACACACAAAAAAGGAUUGGACAUGCGAUGGAGCAUUCGGAAGUUUUAUUUCCUUUCUAGCUAAUCGCCCAGAUGUAGAUCAUAUCUGUGCAGACUUGGUGGAAGUGGAAAGUAACAAUCUCGCUGCAUUGGAAUUAUGAUGAGGGGCCAUUUCAGUGGUGUGCUGGGAUUUUCUCUCAUUCUGAGUUUGUGCUCUUCAGCUGGUGGGUUUAUCUUUGGUGGUGAUGGUGAUGUUGCUGUUGGAGAGGUAACUCCAGUGAACCCCAAGGCAGUACUGAAUCAGACUUUGGAGUUGAACUGCACUGUGUUUGAAAGUUCGAGUCUGAAUGCUUCCCUUCUGGGCUGGGAUAUUCAUGGGUCCUGGGCAUCACCAGAUACAGUUUCUAUUAUUGGAGAAAGAACUUUAAUGUUCCACAAGAAAAUCACCAGUGUCGAGGAGGCAGGCACUUACUCUUGUAGGAGAACGGACGUAGAGGAUUACGGGAAGAGUAUGGUGAAGUCAGUCUCACUGAUAACUGAGUAUGAAGCAGUGCGAAAUGUUUCCAACAUUAGUUGUAUAGUGAAUGAAGAGAAAAAGGAAUUUCACUGUAGAUGGGAACUUGGACUGUACAAUAGACCAUCCUCUCUUAAUGUCUCAGUAAUUAUGUCCCCAGACAAUGGAUCAACUGUUACACCAUGUCCAAAGAAGUUAAAAUUUCAGCAGAAUUGUACUUGGACAGAACAAGAUGUUGGUAAUGCUGCCAUCUUCUCCAUGUCUAAGAUAGUUGUCCUCACCGUUAAUAACAUGGACUUCGAUGAAGAAAAAUCUUUCAGAAAGGAAUUUAAAACACAGACCUUGACUAAACCUUUGCCUACAGAAUAUGUCAAUGCCUCAUCCGUGGAUUCCUGUGGGUGUGCCAAUGUGUCCUGGGGGACAAUACCAGGAGGGGCCAAGACCUCCUCUCGGGUCAUCCUGAUGUCACAGUGGAACAGUGUCCCUCUGGUUCACGAUGUUAAUGUUAAUAAAAGCCUUGUUGUGUGUAACCUGAUUCCUGCCACUACAUACACAGUUACAGUAAUUAUUAAACCUUUUGGGGGCUUGUACUACAGUGAUCCAAAGGAGAAGGACUUUGAUACAUGUGAAACAGUCCCCUCUCUUGCUCCACCCCUGCAGUCCAGCGGUUUUUCCUCGGGGGAUUGUACUUCGGGGUAUAGAUCCAUAUUUGUUUACUGGGAGAAAAUUCCGCGUCGAUUUCAAAAUGGACCUUUGAAGGAAUACAGGGUGUUGUACGGUGAUGACAAUUGGAAGAGAGUAGCUCCUAAUGCGACAUCAGCCACUGUAAACAUCCCUUGUGGAGGCCGUAACAUAACCGUUCGAGGAUGUAACCUCAUUGGAUGUUCACCUAACUCCUCUAUAUACAUACCGGCCUACACAGAUGUGGUGUCCCCCAAGAGAGUUAUAGUAGAACAGAAGGGACAAUCAGAGGUGCAGCUGUCCUGGUUUGGGUUGGAGAGGGAGGCCAUUGUUGCUACUGAUGUGGUGUGGUGCAAAGUCAAACCAGCAGUGCUGCAGUGUCAGGAUGAAAUACAUAUACUUAGAAGAACAGGGAAUAUGAAUCACACAGUUCUGAAGGCAGACAUGAUUGAUCAAGCUCUGGAUGAUGUCAUAUUUGGUGUGGCAGCCAUCAAUGAUAAGAAUUUCAGUAGUGGAAUUAAAUGGCAGGAGGAAUGCAGAUAUGUGAAGGAUGCAGUGCCCUCACCUGUGGAUGGUGUGUCCCUCCCCCUCGACCGUCCUAAAAACAGCCUGGUGGUGACCUGGAAUCCCCUCAGAUGUGAGUCAGGGGUCUCAAAUAACGCCUACAUCAAGACGUACCGGAUCAUCUACUGCCAGUUGAAUAUACAAGAAUCCUGUAAAGGCAAGGAAUAUUCUGUGAGUGUCCCUGCAGAUAGUACCACACAGUACACACUAAGAGACCUGGAGGCAGACACAGAAUAUGGUGUGUGGGUACAAGCCAUGUCACUCACAAAGGAGGGGCGUAGAAGUAAAAUGGUGACUGGACGACCUACCAAUAAUGAUUUACCAGGGGGAUCAAUAGCAGCCAUUGCUAUCGGAGGAAUAUUUGUUCUUAUACUUGUCAUUGCAGGAUUCGUGUUUGUUUGCAGACUCUUUAGACGUAAAUUAGGUCUGGAUGAAAAAUUUGAAAUAGAAAAUAUACAAGUUAGGCCCUAUGAAAAUCUGCCUACUGGAAGCAAUUUGUAUAAUAACCUCACCGUACCAGCUGACAGAUCCAGCUCACCCCUUAUCACACCUAAUGGAAUGUCAUCAAAUGGAGAUAUUAGACAUAAUGGAGUAAAUCACAGUUAUGAAGAUAUCUUACCAGAUGGAUCCUUGGUGGACCUUGAUGAAAAAGAUAGGAGUGAUGAACCAAAGGACUCCAAACCCGACCUUAAAUCCAACAUGGUGACGUUACCAAUCACGGAUGUUCCACGGCAGAUCAGUAAGGACAGCGGUCACGGGAGCCUGUCCCCCACGUCAACUCACGGACCAACCACCUCUGAAGAGUCUGACAAAAAAGAGCGUAUUCUGAGAGAUAUUAUAUUGGACCUUCCUCCUGAUUACGCCAAGGCAACUUCAGUGACCACCCAGUGUGUUCAUGGGUUUGAGAAAGGUUCCUUUGAUACUGAGGACAGUUUCCCCCCUGAUUCCAGAGGGACGUACAAGGACAGUUUAUGUUCCUCUUCACAGUCCAGUGGCAUUCCACUAGAUGAUGGAUAUAAGAGUCAGGCAGAUGUCUUACAAG
This is a messenger RNA of Saccostrea cuccullata (small rock oyster), 2837 nucleotides long. RefSeq lists its product as uncharacterized. Gene Ontology annotation, molecular function: cytokine binding; cytokine receptor activity. The annotation marks the transcript as partial. The record is from RefSeq and is a predicted model, not a curated record. The transcript has 18 exons. Gene Ontology annotation, biological process: cytokine-mediated signaling pathway. NCBI's taxonomy places the organism in Eukaryota, Metazoa, Mollusca, Bivalvia, Ostreida, Ostreidae. Gene Ontology annotation, cellular component: signaling receptor complex; external side of plasma membrane.